AGAAGAAUUUGAAGAAGAAAUAAAGACUUGUCUUUAACCACAAACUUUACAGUUUGUGGUGGUUCGGCACCUUUUUCUACCUGCUAACCUCCAUUAAACUCGAAGAAGAAGGACUUGUUUAGCCGGUAAUAUUUGUGACAGGACCGCACAUAAACAUCUCGGGUUGAUCAGAGAAGCUCACGCAGGUUUUCACUCUGAGGCAGUAACGUGAGAGGCUGCCUAAAGGCCGAUUUAUGCUGACAACCCAGUCCUCGCAGAUAGCGUCGCAGACAGUGUCUGCGUAGCCCCCCCCACCUUCGCAGACGCUCUGCGCGCACCUCCUGAAAAUUGUGACCACCGCAGAAGCCUCGCAGACAGCGUCGCAGACAAGAGGGCUCUGAUUGGUCCACUCUACAUCCGCUGUACACGCACUUCCGCUUCCCUACUUUCCCGGUUUGGUUUGUUUUCACGACCGGCAUUUUUAAAAACACGAGCGAAGAUGGAGCAGCAUGAAGAGCGGUUGAUUGAGGAAAAUCACAUCUUCUAAUGGAGUCAGCAGAGCUUUGUGAGAAUGUGAAAACUGAGUUUGGCAACACUUCAGAUGGCGGGGCAUCGGACUCUGUUGGAUUCAUCAUCCCUUUCCCUGUGGAUCAACCGAUGCCUGUCAAAAAAGAACCUGAAGAUGAAGGUUAUCUCUGUAAGACAACAUCAGAGUCCAAUGGCGGUCCUUCAAGCCCUGUGGGAUGUGACAUCGCUAAUGACCAACAGACUGGAGGAUUCCAGAUGAACCCUAUAAAGCAGGAAGAACCUGGAGAUGAUGAGUUCCUCUACUGUGAGGACUGCAGAUCCUACUUCAUCAACAAGUGUGAGGUUCACGGUCCGGCUCUUUUCAUUUCUGAUACCCCUGUUCCUCUGGGGAUCGCUGACCGAGCCAUACAAACCCUUCCACCUGGUUUAGAGGUUCGAAAGUCUGACAUUCCUAAUGCAGGCCUUGGGGUGUUCAAUAAGGGGGAGUCUAUUCCAUUUGGUGCACACUUUGGGCCCUAUGAGGGAGACCUAGUGGACAGAGAGGAAGCCAUGAAUAGUGGAUAUUCUUGGGUGAUAUUCAGGAGCAGGCAGUGUGAGAAAUACAUAGAUGGCCAAAGAGAGAUGCAUUCUAACUGGAUGAGAUAUGUGAAUUGUGCUCGUAAUGAAGAAGAACAGAAUCUUGUGGCUUUCCAGUAUCGAGGAAGCAUUCUCUACUGGUGCUGUCAACCCAUCAAUACAGGACAAGAACUCUUGAUGUGGUACAAAGAUGACUAUGGCAAAGACCUUGGCCUUAUAUUCGACUACCUCUGGAAGAAAAAGUGCUCCUCAAAUGAAAUGAAUGAUGACCUACUGCAACAUGUCUCCUGCUCCUGGUGUCAGUUUUCCUACACAUCUCAGUUUUACCUUGACAAUCACAUAAGACGAAACCACUCUGAGGAAAAUAUGAGGAUGCUGAUCGCAAGUGAAAAUAAAAAUGACUAUCAAAUAACUAGUGCCAGUAUUCAGCAAACAUGGUCUGGUACUCUCUACACUAACAUCACUCAUGGACAAAUGCAGAAAGAACUCUGUCACUGCUCGACAUGUGGAAAGGAUUUUAUUUCGGUCCAUAAUCUCAGUAAGCACCAAUGUGUCCACACAAGAGAAAAGCCAUUUCCUUGCACACUGUGUGGAAAGCGUUUUACUUAUCAGCGUAAUCUCGGGCAGCAUCAGCGCAUUCACACAGGAGAGAAGCCGUAUCACUGCUCACAGUGUGGGAAGAGCUUUAAUAACGGGAGUAAUUACAGACAACACCAGCGGAUUCACACAGGAGAGAAGCCGUAUCACUGCUCCGAGUGUGGAAAGAGUUUUACUAACCAGUGCCAUCUCCGACAGCAUCAGCACAUUCACACAGGAGAGAAGCCGUAUCACUGCACACAGUGCGGGAAGACUUUUAACCAACAGAGAUAUCUUGAAAGACACCAGAGCACUCAUACGGGAGAGAAGCCGUAUUACUGCUCAGAGUGUGGGAAGAGUUUUAAUCGACAGAGUCAUCUCCAAACACACAAGCGCAUUCACACGGGAGAGAAACCUUAUGAGUGCUCACAGUGUGGGAAGCGUUUUAAUCAGCAGAAUGAUCUUCAAAGACACCAGCGCAUUCACACUGGAGAGAAGCCGUAUCACUGCUCAGAAUGUGGGAAGAGUUUUAUUCAACAGCGUGAUCUUCGAAAACAUCAGCGUGUUCACACGGGAGAGAAGCCGUAUCACUGCUCACAGUGUGGACAGAGCUUCAUUUCUGUCAAUUCAUUUAAGACGCAUAAGUGCACCAAUAUAGUCUCUACAAUUUAAAGUAGAACAUGGAGCAUGAUUAGCUUAAAAUUCUACAUCAAUGUAGUAACAUUUAGCUAUAUUGAUCUCAAAUUAGCUACAAUGAUGCAUGCUUGGGACGAUAUAUUAUUAUAGUACACAGGUUUUACAGAGAAACAGGAUGUUGAUGAGCUUCUGAAGAUGUAGUAACUAACGUAAUUAGGAGCUAAGCACCCAUCCAUCAAAUUUGACAUGAAUCAUCAAGAGAGGGUUCUGACCAAAAGUUGAGUCAACUGAUCGAGCCACAGUAAUCAAAUGAAAUUUGAUGGUAAAAAUGCCAGGACAGAAAAUGAGUCAUAUCUCAGCAAUGCUUUGUUGGAGUGAUGCCAAGCUUGGUAGGGGACAGCAGGGAGAUUUGGGACAGGGGGACUUGGGACAGUUUGGUUGGAAUUCAUUUCUGGGAAUUCAAUCAGGUUUGAGAUGACAUCAGAAGUUAAUAGAUGUUGCCCCUUAGAGUAACCUCCUUCCUUUGGAGUCACGAACCUGGACACUGCAUUAAAGUUUGUGCAGUUCAAUAUUUUAUCAACCAAAACUUGUAUUUUCUACUUCACCUCCACCUCUAUUCUAUGGUAUAAUGUACGCUGGAGAAUUGGGGAUUUGUUAGGAAUUAAACUAUGUAGCCAUGGUGGUGUAGUGGUUAGCACUGUCACCUCACAGCAAGACGGUUCUGGGUUCAAACCUCACAGCUGAUGGGGGGCCUUUCUGUGUGGAGUUUGCAUGCUCUCUCUUGCCCCUUUUCCACCAAAGCAGUUCCAGGGCUGGUUCGGGGCCAGUGCUUAGUUUGGAACCGGGUUUUCUGUUUCCACUGACAAAGAACUGGCUCUGGGGCCAGAAAAACCGGUUCCAGGCUAGCACCAACUCUCUGCUGGGCCAGAGCAAAGAACCGCUUACGUCAGCGGGGGGGGCGGAGUUGUUAAGAUCAACAACAAUAACAAGACCGCGAAAGAUCGCCAUUUUUAAGCGACGAGAAGCAGCAGCUGUACAAACGCGAAAUCAUCCAUUAUUAUUAUUGUUGUUGUUGCUGCUGCUGCUUCUUCCGUGUUGUUUUUGCUUCGAUAUUCGCGCCAAGGUUUAUGCAAACGUAGCGACGUAACUGAUGUAUACAGCGACAUAAUGACGUAUACAACGACGUAACUGACGUAUACAGCGACGUAAUGACGUGUCUUCCCUUAGCACCGUGAGCUAUGGAAAAGCAAACUGGUUCUCAGCUGGCUCGCAAGUUGAACGAGUUGUGAGCCAGCACCAGCAUUGGCCCUGAACCAGCCCUGGAACUGAUUUGGUGGAAAAGGGGUAUCUGUGUAGGUUUCCUCCAGGUGCUCCAGUUUCCUCCACAGUUCAAAGACAUGCAGAUUAGGUAGAAUACUCAACCACUGAGAUUGUACAAGACAGUGCAUACUUAGUGCCGGUCUCAAGCCUGGAUAGAUUGGGGAGGGUUGCGUCAGGAAGGGCAUCCGUUGUAAAACCUAUGCCAAAUCAAAUAUGCGGAACGUGUGGCGACCCCAAAUGUACGGGAAAAAGCUGAAAGAAGAAGCCUUGAGUUACGAUAUAUAGUAUUAUUUAUUCAACCUAAAUUAUGGGAAAAAACAUUUAAGGAUUUUUUUGAAAAUGGCCAGAUGGGGAGAGUUGGGACACAUGUCCCAAGUCAUUCUCUUGUAUACCAUCUCUCCCCAACCACUGUCCCAAUUCUAUAUACCCCAUAUCCCAACUCUCCUUCUGUGUCCCAUAAUUAUCCAUAUGGGUAUCCCCACUCCUUAUCCCACUCGUUUUAGCCCUCGUCUUUGCAGUCCUCCUGGCAAGUCCCGCUUGAACAGUGUGCACAGUUUUUGGCUAAAUUAGGUAUUAAAAGUUGUCUGUCAUUCUUUAAAAACAGAUGCCUCGAAAAUACCAGCGGAAGACAGAGCAUGGGCUUAUCACCCAUGAAGCCCUCACUGAUGCUGUUCAGAAAGUGGUGAGGAAGGAAUCUUCCUUGCGCCAAGUGGCCAUAGAAAGCGGUAUUUCUAAAUCUACCCUGGCAAGGAAAGUCAAACAGUAUGAAGAAAAUCAAAUGUGUAACCUUGCUGCUGAUUUAAAAAAUAAGUCAAGUAUUCACCCUAGAGGAAGAGAAUCUUCUUGAAGAGUAUUUGCUUACAUCAUCAAAAAUGUAUCAUGGACUGACUUCAAAUCAAAUCAAAUCAAGUUUAUUUGUACAGCGCUUUUAACAAUAAACAUUGUCGCAAAGCAGCUUUACAGAAUUUGAACGACUUAAAACAUGAGCUAAUUUUAUCCCUAAUCUAUCCCCAAUGAGCAAGCCUGUGGCGACGGUGGCAAGGAAAAACUCCCUCAGACGACAUGAGGAAGAAACCUCGAGAGGAACCAGACUCAAAAGGGAACCCAUCCUCAUUUGGGCAACAACAGACAGCAUGACUAUAAUAUUAACAGUUUUAACAGGUAUAACCCUCAACUGUCCUCAUGGGGCCGUCCUUCACAGGAGUGGGGCGAUAAAACUCCGACCAGGCACAGGGCACCAGGAUGGAUCAAGCAGGUCCGAGGGGCAGAAGAGGCCAGCAUCCCAAUCCCAGGAUCAACAUGUAACUCAGAGGGACAGAUGGUGGGGGGGGAAGAGAGAGAGAAAGAAAACACGUUGUUAGGUAUGCCCUAAAAAUCUCAUCUCAUCUCAUCUCAUCUCAUUAUCUCUAGCCGCUUUAUCCUUCUACAGGGUCGCAGGCAAGCUGGAGCCUAUCCCAGCCGACUACGGGCGAAAGGCGGGGUACACCCUGGACAAGUCGCCAGGUCAUCACAGGGCUGACACAUAGACACAGACAACC
Neoarius graeffei (lesser salmon catfish) is the source of this 5153-nucleotide messenger RNA. RefSeq names its product histone-lysine N-methyltransferase PRDM9-like. NCBI's taxonomy places the organism in Eukaryota, Metazoa, Chordata, Actinopteri, Siluriformes, Ariidae. Gene Ontology annotation, molecular function: histone methyltransferase activity; protein binding. The record is from RefSeq and is a predicted model, not a curated record. Gene Ontology annotation, cellular component: nucleus. The transcript is spliced from 9 exons. Bases 526 to 2331 code for a protein of 601 amino acids.